Messenger RNA from Etheostoma spectabile (orangethroat darter), 3646 nucleotides. RefSeq names its product potassium channel, subfamily K, member 2a (gene kcnk2a). The record is from RefSeq and is a predicted model, not a curated record. Gene Ontology annotation, molecular function: outward rectifier potassium channel activity; potassium ion leak channel activity. Lineage: Eukaryota; Metazoa; Chordata; Actinopteri; Perciformes; Percidae. The transcript is spliced from 9 exons. Gene Ontology annotation, cellular component: plasma membrane. Gene Ontology annotation, biological process: stabilization of membrane potential; potassium ion transmembrane transport. Bases 301 to 1599 code for a protein of 432 amino acids.
GACGCUGCACCGGUGCGCUCAAAAGCGAGAGCGCAGACAGAGCGGAGCGGAUGAUGGUAGAGAACUGGAAAAAAAAACGAGCAGAGAAAGCUUUUUGCAGUGAAAUGUGGGUGGAAUAAAAGCACCUUGCUAGCGCAGCAUCAGUGUCCGAUCAGCGGUAAGACGGAGCGCCUGUUCGCCCCCCCGCUUCAGCACCGCAGGGAGGAGACACGCAGAGGAGGAAAGAUUCCCCUAAACGCGGUGAGAGCGUCGGAUGAGGAGAAGAGGAGAGCGGAGGGCAUCGGAUAGGCAACAACAAGGAUGGCAGCUCCAGACUUAUUGGACCCUAAAUCCGCCACUCACAACUCCAAGCCCCGCCUCUCCUUCUCCACAAAGCCGAUCCCACUGACUCCCCAGGAGGAGAGUGAGGUGAGAGACAAAAGAGAGAAGUUACACAACCAGAUUUUAAAAGUGGUUGCCACAGUAAUGAAAUGGAAGACGGUGACAGCCAUCUUUCUUUUGGUGGUUCUGUACCUGGUGAUGGGAGCAGCAGUCUUCAGAUCCCUGGAGCAGCCUCAUGAGAGUGCCCAGCGUUUGGCCAUCCUGUCCCAGAAGCUGGAGUUCCUGUCCAGACACUCCUGUGUCAGCCAGAGCCAGCUAGAGGAGCUUGUUAAGCAAGUUGUGUCUGCUAUCCGUUCAGGAGUGAAUCCUGCAGGGACACUGACCAACCACAGCAGCCUGUGGGACCUGAGCUCCGCCUUCUUCUUUGCUGGAACUGUGAUCACAACCAUCGGUUUUGGGAACAUCUCUCCCCACACAGAAGGUGGAAAGAUCUUCUGCAUUGUCUAUGCGUUGCUAGGGAUACCUCUGUUUGGCUUCCUUUUGGCUGGUGUAGGAGAUCAGCUCGGCACCAUAUUCGGAAAGGGCAUUGCCAGAGUGGAGAAAAUGUUUGUGCACUGGGACAUCAGUCAGACAAAGAUCCGGGUCAUCUCCACCUUGCUGUUUGUGCUGUUUGGAUGCCUGCUGUUUGUGGCGCUCCCAGCAGCCAUCUUUAAACACAUUGAGGGUUGGUCCGCGCUGGAGUCCCUUUACUUUGUGGUCAUCACCUUGACUACCAUAGGAUUUGGAGACUUUGUGGCAGGUGGUUCCGACAUAGAGUACUUAGAUUACUAUAAACCAGUUGUAUGGUUCUGGAUUCUGGUGGGACUAGCCUACUUUGCUGCCAUCCUCAGCAUGAUAGGAGACUGGCUCAGAGUAAUCUCCAAGAGGACGAAAGAAGAGGUUGGAGAAAUCCGAGCUCAUGCUGCAGAGUGGACGGCUAACGUCUCAGCAGAGUUCAAAGAAACACGGCGACGUGUCAGCAUCGAUAUCUAUGAUAAGUUCCAGCGCGCCGCCUCAAUUAAACGUAAACUGUCCUCGGAGCUGGGAUUCAGCCCUGGCCCUGAGUUCACUCUGCCCAAGAGGACCGUGUCGGUCAAUUUCAGCGAAGAACGGGACAGGAACGAGAGGGAGGCCGGGCUGAUGGGCCUGACCACACCUUUGGCUAGAAACGGAGGUCUGUUCAUGAACGGUUUGGACCCGGAGAGAGGAGAUAUCUCAGUCAUUGAACACCUCAAGUAGACAAGGAACGGUUGUCACCUUUUAAGAUUUCUUUUCAAUUUGUGAACAUUGGUGUUAUUAGUGCUGAAAAUGAAAUGAUUUUUUUUUAUUUUCAAAGCAAGUAGAAAUGAGAAUGUGGUACUUUGUGACCCCAGCAGGGACAUCUUCACCUCUCUGCUGGGAUGUAAGCCUUUCUUAAGAACACUUCAGUGGAUCUUUGACAACAGAACAUUUUUCACCACCCAGGGAAACAAAGAGCAAGACGAAAAAAGAACAUGUGUUGAUCUUGUUGAAAAAUGUGCAUUUGGGUGUCUGUAAUCUAGAUCUCACUCAGGUCCUGGAAUAAAGCAAAGUAGUCCAGUUAACCCUUCUCUUAAGGGACAACAUAAAACUACAGUAUUUGGUGACCUAAUAUAUGUCCAUGGUGCCUGUUUGUGUUUGCAGCAAAACUUAUAAACAAGUGGGUUGUUGUUUUUUGCAUUUUCUUUUUUUAUUGGACGGUUGAUAGUAUAGAUGCAGACAGAAAACAUGGGGAGAAAGGUAAAGUGGGAGGGAUAUGACAUGCGACAAAGGUCAAACCAUGGGGUGUGUAGCUUUACCCCUCAACCAAGUUUUUAAGGACGUCACUGUCUGCCAUCUGAAUGCAGAAUGACACAGACAAUCACAGUAGCUACAGAAGAUGUCAAAAUACAAAGAUGGAUAACUCUGAUGAGGAGAGGUGCUAAAUGACUACAGAAUGUAAAGACUGUGAGAUGAUGGGAAAUUAUAUUGUUUGUAAUACAGACAGCUGUACUGAACUACAAAGAUGGAGGACUGUGAUGCUGAUCAAACUACAAACUCCGAGUACAGAGAAUAUCUGUUUGAGCUCAUAUUAGAGCUGUAUUUUUCUGAUUCCCCCCCUUAGAAAAGUUACAAAAAAUUGCUGUUCUAAAAAAAAAUGUCAGUCAUGAACCAAGACUUUUUAAUUUUUUUAAUAUGAAAAUUAAAGCGCAUGUGCAGCUUAAACUGGACAUGCUUUCUGUAUUCAACUUUCACCAUCAUUGGCUGACUUAACUGAAUAUGUUUUAGAAUCUAAAGCUUUUUCUCUGAUUUCACUAGGCCCAUUUUAUAGAGUAACUAAUAAUCCCUAUUAGAAACCACUGUAAUAUUUAAAAGCAGUACUGUUACACAUAUAGUAAAUAUUUUGAUUUACUUUUAGCACAUUUUUCUUUCAAGCUUUUCACAGUUGUUUUUAAAAGGUUGUAGCGGUUCAAAGUGUGUCUCUCUGAUUCUGGAUGUAGUUUUAAAAGAAAUAAGAGUACUGAAUGUCAAUAUGAGGAGAUUUGUCAAACCAUUGCUGUGCCUUAAACUCUUCACAUUGCCAGACCAAGUCAAAGCACAACACAUUGUGUGGUGGACAACUAAUUCAACACAUGUUCCUACUUAUUCAUGUAUUAUCAAUAACAUCUUAUGUCUACUUCCACUAAAGAAAAUGAGGUGUUUUAUAAGCCCAAUGUUGUUGGUGUUUAUCCAGUCCAACAAAACAGUUGCUCACACUCAUGAUGUUCUUGUGCCCUGGAUCCACAUGUGGCCAAAUGUAUCCAAUACUUUGUGUUUCCUAGAAUAAUAUCAUGUAUAUGGCUCAGCGGAUUAUGAAAAAGACUGUUACAGGCAGAACAUUUUCACAUAUCCUGGGAAGUAACAUAUAACCUAUUUGUUACUACUCUUCCAGUAAAUACUUUAGUUUACUCUCUGCUGACCAACUUAAAGCUGCUAUAAUAUAACACAGUGAAUUCCUUCUCUGAGUGGUGCUACCAAAUAUGUGGUUAUGAUGUACAAAAUGUCUUGCAACAACUCUGGAAUUACAAAGACAUGUAUCUAAUCUCUAUCUGUCAUUGUCAGUUGUCACAUGUACAUUGGUUGUAGCUCUACUGUAAUCAAUUUACUGUGGACAUGUUUAAGAGUAAGAGUGGAAAAAUCUAAUAAUUUGAGUUAACGUUGUUGAUUGAUGAUUCACAGAUGUGGAUUUGCCCAUUGACAGACCAUGAAAGUUUCAAUGUAGUACAAGAAUAAAUUCAGUUUUGAUGCC